GCCUUGGUCAGGACAAUCCGGGUUUUUGAACGGUGCCAUCUUGCCUUGCAGCACGAGGGCGAUUUCUCCAACGAUUGCCUGGUGGAAUUGAACGAGUCCCAAUCCAGAAACGAUUACCAUUUGGUGCGCCAGUACCGCACCCCACACCACCUUGUGCGCUUCUACUUCAUCACCCGUGCUUAUUCGUCCUAUGUGGAGAGCAUCUUGAACGACUUCCGGGCGGCUCUGGAGGCGGACCUGGUCCCCGAUGUUGUCAUCCUGCAUUCUUGCCUCUGGGACCUCAACAGAUACCACGAUGCUUUUUCCACGGAGCCGCCGGUCCCCAAAGCGAUCCGAGAAUACCGCCAGAACGUGGAGAAGCUCUUCCAAGCGUUGGACGAGGUCCUUCCUUCAAGCACUCUCAUCAUUUGGAACACGGCCAUGGCCAUCACCAAAGAUGCCCGCGGAUACGUCAUCGAGCAACCCUGCAAGGUGUCAGCCCAGGAUAUGAUAGAAGCCAACUUCUACAGCACCAACCUGGCCCGAGGGUUCUGGUUCGACGUCCUGGACCUCCACUACUACUUCCGGUUCCUGCAGGACUUCCACAGCCCCGACGGCAUCCACUGGAACUUCCGGGCCCACCGCUACCUGACCAAGCUCCUGCUGACCCACCUGGCCGAAGCUUGGCAGGUCCAACUGCAGAAACAGAGGCCGCUGAUGGGCAAGUGGGGAAGGGGGGGGAGAAAGUGUGGGGGGAGGGGAGGGGGGCUUGGAAAGCAGGAGCCCCCCCUUGCAAUGCUGGGUGGGUGGGGGCUGCUGGGAUUCCCACCUCCUAUUCCCCCCCACCAACUAGGAUGCAGAGCUAGGCUUUUAAGGAUGAUGGAAAAUAAUUGGAUUUAGGGGGUCCCCUUAAAAAGGGUAACUACGGUAAGAAGGAAACGAGUGGGUGAAAAAAAAUGAAUGCACACAUACCGGCUGUUUAAAAAGUAUCAGAAAUGGCUUCUUUAUAAUUUUUCCUUUCCUUUCCUUCCCUUCC
Molecule: messenger RNA, 1015 nt
Organism: Notechis scutatus (mainland tiger snake)
Lineage: Eukaryota; Metazoa; Chordata; Lepidosauria; Squamata; Elapidae
Source: RefSeq, a predicted model, not a curated record